AUGUUGGACGUGCUCAGCCCAUCCAUGUAUGAAUACAGAUGGGCUGAUGGAAUUACCAUAAAGAAGCCAAUUAAAGUCUCUGCUCCAAAAUAUGUGGAAUAUUUCAUGGAUUGGAUAGAACCUCAGCUUGAUGAUGAGUCCAUUUUUCCUCAAAAGCUGGGUGUACCAUUUUCACCCUACUUUCAAGAUGUUGUGAAAACCAUAUCCAAGCGGUUGUUUCGCGUGUAUGCACAUAUCUACCAUUCACAUUUUCAGAAGAUCGUCACUCUACACCUUUACAGCCGUUUCUGCUUCCUACGAGUUCCAAAGACUGGAGUUCUUGGAAUUUUGUUGGGGGGAGGGUUUGAGACCACUGGCUCUCUUUUAACUAUUGUGAAACUUCAGUCAUGUUAUGUAGAAGAGAACAAGUUGGAAAUUGUGAAAUUGCUGUUUUCUCCAAUUAAUAUAUAUCAGCUAAUAUCGGUGGAAACAGAGUAUGACGAAGUCUACCUGAAUGGAAAAUGUAUACUGCGUAAACUGUGA
Messenger RNA from Fraxinus pennsylvanica, 522 nucleotides. NCBI's taxonomy places the organism in Eukaryota, Viridiplantae, Streptophyta, Magnoliopsida, Lamiales, Oleaceae. The record is from the annotation of a GenBank genome assembly.